Messenger RNA from Fusarium graminearum PH-1, 141 nucleotides. RefSeq lists its product as uncharacterized. The record is from RefSeq and is a predicted model, not a curated record. NCBI's taxonomy places the organism in Eukaryota, Fungi, Ascomycota, Sordariomycetes, Hypocreales, Nectriaceae. The transcript has 2 exons. Bases 1 to 141 code for a protein of 46 amino acids.
AUGCCGACCGAUAGUUCAUCAAAGGUCGUUGGUCGUUGCAAUCGUCUUGGCAAGCGAUGCACUUAUCUGAAUGUUGUGGAGAAGCGAAAAAGCCCAUCAAGCGCCUCGUACGUCCUGAUCAAGUCUCAGAGAUUGGUUUAG